Messenger RNA from Onychomys torridus (southern grasshopper mouse), 564 nucleotides. RefSeq names its product fibroblast growth factor 23 (gene Fgf23). Lineage: Eukaryota; Metazoa; Chordata; Mammalia; Rodentia; Cricetidae. The record is from RefSeq and is a predicted model, not a curated record.
AUGGGGUGUGCCAUCUACGCGGCCAUCCUUGUGGAUCUGGAGGUGAUAACUGUUCCUGGCUGUAGCCGUGUACAGAUGGGUCAAGCUGCCCCAGUUGGAGCCAAGCAGCGGGGAGGUGUCCAGCAUCACUUCAGCCCGGAGAACUGCAGGUUCCGGCAGAGGACUCUGGAGAACGGCUACGACAUCUACCUGUCGCCGCAGCAUCACUACCUGGUGAGCCUGGGCCGCGCCAAGGGCCCCUUCCAGCCCGGCACCAACCCGCCGCCCUUCUCGCAGUUCCUGGCGCGCAGGAACGAGGUCCCGCUGCUGCGCUUCCACACCGCGCGGCCACGGCGCCACACGCGCAGCGCCGAGGACCCUCCCGAGCGCGACCCCCUGAACGUGCUCAAGCCGCGGCCCCGUGCCACGCCCGUGCCCGUCUCCUGCUCCCGGGAGCUGCCGAGCGCCGAGGAAGGUGGCCCCGCGGCCAGUGACCCACUGGGCGUACUGCGCAGAGGCCGCGGGGACGCGCGCGGGGGCGCCGGGGGCGCGGACCGCUGCCGCCCCUUUCCCAGGUUCGCCUAG